Molecule: messenger RNA, 3906 nt
Organism: Podospora anserina S mat+
Lineage: Eukaryota; Fungi; Ascomycota; Sordariomycetes; Sordariales; Podosporaceae
Exons: 1
Coding region: 1-3906 (1301 amino acids)
Source: RefSeq, a predicted model, not a curated record
AUGGUUACGCUUCUGACGGGAAUGUACCCAGAGUCACCACCCAUUCCCACAUGGAUGGAAUUCGGUCAGGUGGAGGGAUGGGGUUACGGUGCCUACGUCUUGGAAGGGUUGAAGCCAUACGUUGACCCUCGCCUCACAAACAUCUUGGCGCGCUGCAUGAUGGAGAACCCGGAUCACCGACCUGAUAUCGGCGAGCUGCAAGGCGAAAUGGUGGCCAUAUUGGGACAUUAUCGACAUCUCGGGCAGCAAGAAGGUAACCCGGACGAGACGGACUGGCCAAGGAACUGGCACAAAGCUCCAUAUGAGGAGCAGACACCAUGGACAGAUAGACAAUUGCAUGCAUGGGUAGAUGAAGCUCUUUACCAACCCGCAUCCGCGCUGGCUCCUGGUGUCCCCCCUCCGGCAGACGACGGGGGACUAAGUCCAGCACAAAUGGAGGAUGCUCAAGUUAAAGACGUGCAACAAGAGUUGAGCGAGUCUCAGCGGGAAGAACUAUUUGACAAGUGGGCCGACAAGAAGAGCCAGGCGUUUAAAGAUAAGCUGGAUGCCAUGCAGGAGGCCCAAGCCAUGAAGAUGUACGAGAGAUGGUGGGACCCAGCCCUGGAAAAGACAGAGACGUACAAACGGCAAAAGGAAUGGAAACGAUGGCUCAAAACAAGACCUCCAGCUGAGCAAGAAGAAGUCGACGCGAUGUCUCAAGCUGAGCAACAGGCCGCUUUCGAAAGCUGGCUCGCCAGGAGAGUGAAGGACGAAGAACAGGAGAGGCGAUUGCAGGCCUACAUCAAGCACCGUGAUUGGAAGCGGGAGUUCAAUCUGCUCUGGGCUUCCAGGCCCGCCGACCACCCUCCAGAAACCUACUACUCCUGGGUGUUGCAGAUGGCCAAGAUGGAAGCCACUCGGCCACACACGGAUGCCUACAUUGCCGACUGUGUUGAGCAGAUCAACGACUAUGUCAAGCAGCAGCAUCAGGACAUGAUUUCCCAGCUCGACAAGAGGGCAGAGAGGCGUAUUGCAGAACAGCGAGAUAUCAUAAGACAAUCGGGUCAGCCGCAUCUGACACCCCUGGAAAUACAAGUGAUAAGGCGUUACUACGAUGAGGACAUUUCGAUAUAUCUUCCCACGCUGGGGACCAGUCUCUCAAGGCGUAUCUACCGGCUGCAGAAGGAGAUCUUUGGCCAAGACUGGCAUAUUGGGAAGUCCAGUCAGAUGAUCAGCCCAUUCCGUUCGAUUCCUUCCCUGGUGAAUCAGGACAGAAUCGUACCGUACAAGCACGACGGCAAUCCUCUUCCUAGCUCAAGCCCGCCACUGAGUCGCACUCCUACCCCGGAUCCCCCACGGUUGGAUUCUGCUCCUGGCGGAGGAGGAGGAGGAAAAGGAGAUGACGACGACGACGACGACGAUAGUGAUGAUGGUGGUGAUGGCGGAGCUGGUGGUGCAGCUGACGCCAGUGGUCCUAGUGCAAGCGGAGGCGGUGGAGGAGGAGGAGCUCCUCCACCCUCUGUUAGUAACGACGAUGAUGGUGACGAUGAUGUUGGUAUGGGUGGCCCUGCUCCGGCACCACAGCCUCAGGGACCAGUGUCAAGAUUCAACCCAAGUGCUCCUGUCUUCUACCCCGGUCCGAGAGUGGCUCCAUCUCCGACUGGUCGCCGUGGCGGUCGCCGUGCUCCACCUCCGACCGAUCGCCCAGCUCCCUCCGCGCCUCCACCCCCGCCUCCACCGGAGGUCGACCCUUACGAAGUCGAGUUUCCUGCGCUUGGUACGCCAGGCCCAGUUGUCCCUAAGCGUGUGGUCACCACCCAGACUGGACAGAACGAUGUCAAGGACGCCAGGAGAGCACGGCGGGCAAACAACCGAAAUCUCGAUCGCGUUUCUGUUCCAUGUGUUGGGCCUAGUACCGAUUCUGCAGCGGCCCCUCCGGCUAUCACCAUAACAGCCUCUACUCCUACAGCUCCUCUAGCUGCUAGCCCUGCGGUUGCCAUUAUUCAGGAGCGGAUGCAAGAAAUAGGAUUGGCAGGGCCAGCAGCACCACCACCUCAGCACUUCCAGGCGCCCCAUUUUGGAAAUCCAAUCCUUCCUAUGCCGGAAUUGGAGAACCCCAGAUUCGGAGCACCGAUGCUGCCGCCCAUCGGACAACCAGGAACGGGACUAUCGCUGUGGGACCCGGACGCAGCUUCAGCUCGAUUCGCUGGGCCCCUGCCGCCGGGCGUUCCGGUUCCGCCACAGUAUCGACAUCUUGCCCAGCAACAGCCUCUUCCUCCCGCGCCAUUCCCAUACGGCAACCCUCCCCAAGGCGCUUAUGGUGGUCCUCCAGUAGCUGGUUCUUCGGUACCUGGUCCUUCUGCACCUGGUCAGCAAGGCCGCCCCCGAGGACGACGUCCACCAUUUAAACCCGAACCUGGCAGAAACUCCAUGCCACUUCCAAAUGGAGGGCGCGUUGACCGUUGGGGAAAUUGGUUCCAUGAUCCACAGACAACACCCCCUUAUGUCUGGAGAGAUCCUAAGAUCCGACCUCGCUCGCCUACGCGUCCCCCGCCGCCGCCUGGAAUGGUUUUGCCCCCCUUCCCAAACUGGGACUCACCUUGGCUGGAUUAUGUGUACCCUAGGGACUACGUCGCUCCGCUUGUGAAUGGACAACCGCCGACGCCCAAGACGAAGUACCAGAAGCAGAGAAUGGAAGAGGCAGACAAGGUCAGGGAAGAGGAUGCGCGAAGGGAGAAGGAGAAAAAGACACGUGAAGAGCAAAGGGCUGUCAUGCAGGCUAGACAUCAACAACGCUUGAGGGAAAGGCAGAGACAGAACCAAGAUUACCAGCCUCCGGAUGAAGGUGAAGGCGAGAUUUCACCUAGGUCACUACAAGCCUUCCGAGUCUGGAAAAAGAAGAACAAGCGGGCGGAAAGAGUACAGGACGCGAGAAGGGAGAGGGUCCUGGAGCGGGGGAGGGAGAUUGAGAGGGAAAGACGAAUGGAAGAACCGCCUCCGCCCCCGCCGCCCAACUCACCUGACGCGUUGGAUUUCCAGAGAAGAUUACGAGAGGUCUUACAACGACGUGCCGACAGAGCGCAGGCGGCAGCAGAGCGAAGGGCCACGAUAGCGGAUGCACAAUGGAGAUUGGAGAUGGAGCGUGACCAUGACCCCGCGAACAUCGACCGAACCAAUGUUGGUCCUCCCCCACAGUUACCCCCUCCUCGCCCGCUCACCCCCUUGCGAGGAAGCCCAACUUCACCACCAUCACAAAGGGCUGGACGGUUCGGGCCUGUUGGUCAAGACCGCGUUGAACACGAUCCCGACAGUGAUAUAGAGGGUCGGCCUCCACCGCCGAGAAGGGAGCGCUGGUGGCAUACCAGAUCUCCUUACAAUCAGGGAGGCCGCAACUGGAUGCAAUCUAGCUCGUCCGACGAGGAUGAAGACACCAUCCUCAGAUCCCCAGAUUGGUUUCGACGAAGGCAACAACAAGAACGGGCUCUCGAUGCCAGAAGGCAAGGCGACAGGGUGCUGUCUGGUCGUGUCAGGCCCCAACCCGAACGCAGAUCCCUGCUCUCGCGCUUGGUAGACUUCAGCACGGCCAUCACGUCCCCGCCUCGGCCCGGGCGUUGGGGUGUAAUCGGCGCAAUUGAUGGAUGGUUGAGGAACCAGGGCAGAACCUCCAACGAGACCGGGAGCCCAUUGCGGCGGCGGAGGGACUCGGGAGCGCCAGGGCGGAAUCUAGGUGUGGAUAUCGAUGCACUACCUCGGAUUGAAUCACUCACCCGGACGGUGAGGCCACGGCCCGUACCGUUUGAGGAACCAUGGGUAUCACUGCGGCGGCAGCAGCAUCAGCAACGUCAGCAGCAGCAAAGACGUCAGCAGCAGCAAGGGGGCCAGCAGCAGCAGGAAGAUCAGGACGUGGUUAUGACGGACGCAGAUUAA